Messenger RNA from Periophthalmus magnuspinnatus, 685 nucleotides. Its product is annotated as immunoglobulin alpha-2 heavy chain-like. Gene Ontology annotation, cellular component: immunoglobulin complex, circulating; blood microparticle; external side of plasma membrane. Gene Ontology annotation, biological process: complement activation, classical pathway; phagocytosis, engulfment; innate immune response. Lineage: Eukaryota; Metazoa; Chordata; Actinopteri; Gobiiformes; Gobiidae. The record is from RefSeq and is a predicted model, not a curated record. Bases 8 to 685 code for a protein of 225 amino acids. Gene Ontology annotation, molecular function: immunoglobulin receptor binding; antigen binding. The transcript is spliced from 3 exons.
UCCGACCAUGAGGAGUGUGUGUGUGCUGCUGCUGCUGCUGGCUGUUGGACACAGUGUGAAGUGUGAGACACUGACACAGCCAGACUCUGUGACUGUGCAGCCAGGACACACUCUCACCAUCUCCUGUACUGUCUCGUACAGUGUUAACAACUUCCACACACACUGGAUCAGACAGCCUGCUGGGAAAGGCCUGGAUUGGAUUGGAGGUCACCGUGCAGGAUAUGAUAUGUACCUCAAAGAUUCUCUGAAGAACAAGUUCAGUGUAAAUUUAGACACUUCCAGAAACACAGUGACUCUGCAUGGACAGAACAUGCAGCCUGGAGACACUGCAGUGUACUACUGUGCCAGACAGACACAGUCAAACAAAAUCUUACAGUCCAUUCCCUCUUCUCCGGUGCUCAAAACCCCUCAGGAGUCUCUCAAUCUUUCCUGCAGUGGAGCCGGGUUUAACUUUAGUAGCUUCGGGAUGCACUGGAUCGGACAAGCUAAAGGAAAAGGGUUGGAAUGGCUGGGGGUCAUUUAUUACGAUGCAAGUAAGACGAUCUAUGCAAGCAGUUUUCAAGGGUGCACAGAAAUCAGCAGAGACCAUGGCAAAAGCUUGGUGUUUCUCAGACUGUCCAACCUGCAGCCUGAGGACUCUGCUGUGUACUACUGUGCUGGAUACACAGGCUGUGACUCAAUUUGA